Molecule: messenger RNA, 3506 nt
Organism: Lethenteron reissneri (Far Eastern brook lamprey)
Lineage: Eukaryota; Metazoa; Chordata; Hyperoartia; Petromyzontiformes; Petromyzontidae
Source: RefSeq, a predicted model, not a curated record
CGCGCACACGGCGGGUCCAUCAGUCAGUCGGUGGUGGUGGUUUGUGUUGCGUGCCAUCGUCGGAAGAAGCAGCAGCAGCAGCAGUAGCGAGAACUGCUGCCCUUUUUAACACUCACGGCGACGUGUAUCGGUUGCAGAUUCAGUCUUAGUAUUACAUUUAAUGAGUCGGGUUUUUUUUUCAGGAUGUAUGUGGAUCGCUUGUUUUCAUAAUAAUGAAAUUCGUUUAACGUGCGUAGCACGUGCUGCUUGCUGCUUGCCGUUGGUGUAGGCUGCGUAAAGUGGAUGUUUCUGAUUUUUGGAGAUCCAUAGCCGGCCAAAAUGCAACACGCGUGUGCUCGUCGUUGCAAGGUAGAUUAGACAUGCUCUCGAGAGCGCCCAGUAGCGGAGGUAGGGCUGCACCUGCCUGAAGAAUCCAAAGACGACUGACCAAGCUUGGCUUUUCCUCUCCGAUAUCAUCCUUACACGUGCCCCCUGCGCUGCCGCGCGGUCACGCACGACUGCCAGUGACGGCAGCAGCAGCAGCGCACAUGUGGACCAAGCUGCGCCAGAGCUACCAGCUCCAUGGCUCCUCGGUUAAAGACAAAGAAGGAACUACAGGAAAUGUGAUUCUAAAAAAAAUCACAGAGUUGAACCAAAGCUUGAGUGAGACUUCCAUCAAUCGCAGGAGGCAGAUGGGGAAUUCUGCUUCUAUCCACAAUGACUCGCCCAUUAAGCAGCUGAGCGGCAGCGGAUCUCAGUCUUCGGGAAUCGCAACGGAUGAAUCGGGCACGAUGGAUUCGUCGCCUCUCAACAGCGACGUGGAGUUGAGCACGCCCGAAAUCUCUCAAAAAUCACAGGAGCCUCCUGUGAACAAUGGCAAAGACAACUCGGCAAUAAAAAAUCACUGUCCUUUAAAUUGCUGCUGGGAUGCCGGAAGUCCACGUGCCAGCUUGGUAGGGGCAGACAUUUCGAAAGUUGAUAAUGAUGAUGAUGGUGGUGGUGGUGGUACUCUUAAAAGUUCGGCUCUCAAACAGGACGACCCUCUUGACAAAGAAAGGAAUGGGAAGAUUUUGCCAAAGAAUAUGUCUCGAGAUUCAGGACUGGUACCUUCGGACAAUGAGAAGUCUCCAUGUUCACCUCACAAGCCUCUGAAUGGCCGGUCUGCAUCCCUUGACUCUGGCAAUGCACUUACGCCCACACGCACACUGAACGCAGGACUUCCCCAAUGGCCUUUAUCGCCUCCAUCUAAAAUGAUACAAGGGAAAUCCAAGUCAUGUUUUGAUCUCGGAUGUAACUUACGGAAGUCUGACUUGGCUCUUUCUCCGACAAAUGUCCAAUAUGCUGGCCUGACUAAGUCUUGCAGCAGUGUGCAUGCAACUUCAUUAGCUGUGGUCCCAAAAGACACAAUCAUUCCUGCUAUUUCCGAUGAUGACAUCCACGGCAAACAUCAUUCUGACCAGAGCCUUGCGCUGUCGGCCAAGUCUGGAGUAAUUUCUGCAUCCAUGUUCCAUAAUCGCAGUAGGACAGCUGUAAGUACAAAUUCGGCUUUGCUACUGUCACAGGCCAAGUGCCCCCCUCGCAGCAUGUCUUCACAGGCAUUGAAUGUCAACGGGUCAACCGUUGCCUGCAAGCCACGCGAGUUGCAUCAGCACACAUUGCCACGCACUCGCUCUCGGACGUCAAAUCAUUUGCUGUUAUGCGGAAGACCUCUAAAAUCUGAACUUUCGGAAAAGUCGUCUACUCCAGAUAUCCACAAUCGUAAUCUAACGAACACAAGCAGCAACUGCACUGAAACCUCUCCCACUUUAGUUGAAGGAUGUCCAGAUGCACUGCCAAAAGAACCCGCUUGCCCUCCUGUCACAACUGCGUCCAACAUGUCAUCCAAACACCUCAUUAUGGAAGCCCUGAACAGAGCCACUUACCGCCAUAGCUCCACAGCAUCACUCGUCACGUCCAGUACCAAAGUAGAUGACUGCCCAUCCAGUCCAACGCACCAAGAACACAAGCCAAGUGACGCUGCCAGCGAGCAGGGUGGAUGUUCUGACAUCACAGAUGGUCAAGUCGCAAGCUUGGAAGACUAUAACCCAAGCAAUGACAUCAUCCAAGAUGCAGCUGUGCUGCCCAAACAGGAAAGCGUUGCACUACAACAGCAAGGGCCUCUUCCACGGGUGAUGGAUGACCCAGUCGAUGUGGCUGCUCCGACUGGGACCUCAAAGGAGAAAACGAUGGAAAAGCAACCCUCCUCCGAGGUGGUUGGGGACAACUACGAAGCCAUCAUUCAGGACUGGGAGGAGUAUCUGCAGAAUGCACUGCCACAAACAAAUCAAGCAGUCACGGACAACUCCACGAAGCAGCCGUGCGAGCCAGCAGCUGCUGCUGGCACCGGCUUUGUACAGCUGCUGGAGAUGGUGCGGUUCCUGGAAUGCAUCUCGCGGGUUUACGACGAGCGGGCUCGGAGCGGGGACUUCCGUGCACAACAGCUGGCUGGCCAGGCUGUACCCGGCACCAAAAAGGCAACAGAGGUUGCUCACACCAAAGUGUUUGGGGCCCAAGACCCACAGAAUCGUAUCGCCAAGAUGAAGAUAUUGCCAAUGGCCCAGGAACUGGUUUCAGGUUCGAGUCACGCGACCGUGGCUCGCGACGGCUCGACCCAGUGCCAGCAGCAGCAGCAGCAGCAGGCCAGCGCCGUGGCGGCAGGUGCCAUUCCCAAGCGCCGGCAUCACACGCUGUGGCCGGCCUCUGCCAAGCGCCACUCCGAUCCAAACCUGCGACCGCUGCAUCUGGAGGCGUCAUUCGCGGGCAUGCAGCCGGAGGACUGCAUUGACGGGGCGAUGACUCUCAAUCGGCAGCAUUCGAGAGCACCUUGGAAGAGCCUGAGGGCUUUGUUCAAGCGAAGCAAAGCUGUCAAGCAGAGCCACUCUGGGGACAGCACGUACAGCAGAAGCGAAGAAGUUGAUGACAUCAAAGAGACGGAGGAGUUUUCUGCCAGCUAAAAGCCUUUUCGACCAUUUUUAACCGCUAUGGAACUUUACGGCCGAGAAACUCUGAAGCUCCACAUCUUCUCGUGUGUAUCUUGUGCUCGCAAGCCGAUGUGCGAGUCAAAUGAUGGGCAUCUGCACCAGGAGUGAAACGUACCCGGAGCUUUGCAAAUGCUUAUGUGAUAGAAUUUUUCGUGCACUCUUACAUUUUAUACAUAAAAUAUGAAUUAUAUGUGGUUUUGCAUUCAUGUAUUUUGUAAUGCUCACUUUUAUUUACACCUGUAAUGCGCUAUAUGGAUGGUACAGUAUUUAUAUAAAUGUAUGUUUUGAGGGAAGUAUAUUUUACAGAGGUAUAGAUUUGUAUAUGCUUUGUGAACAUUACAUAUGUAAGGUUCAAAUUAUCAGUAUUAAUCUUUAAAAUGCAGUAUUUAUUGAUAUUUUACAAAAUGAUUUAUUUUGUGCGGAGUUUAUUUUACGAACAACUCUGAAUAAGACUCGUACUGUUUAUAAUUUACACUCUGGUCAAUGUCACCAAUAAAAUGCUUUUAA